Molecule: messenger RNA, 846 nt
Organism: Zasmidium cellare ATCC 36951
Lineage: Eukaryota; Fungi; Ascomycota; Dothideomycetes; Mycosphaerellales; Mycosphaerellaceae
Exons: 1
Coding region: 1-846 (281 amino acids)
Source: RefSeq, a predicted model, not a curated record
AUGGCGCCUUCAAAAUUGACUGUGACGCACAUCACCAUCGCGACAACCAUCCUCAAUGUCGACGGUAUCAAGUUCCUAACAGACCCCUUCUUUGGGCCUCAAGAAGGCAGCAGCUACGAUAACACGGCUCAGUUCGAAAAGCAUCACCUGAGCAACUUGGGUUUGACAAGCAUCCCGCCUCCCCCUCACUUUGUCAACACGGUUGGGCCGGCCCUAAGACUGGAUGAAUUGCCUCCAAUCGAUGCAAUCCUGCUGAGCCACGAGGAUCACAUCGAUAACUUGGAUUCCGAAGGUCGAAAGCUCCUGGAUGGCCGGAAGGUCUUCACGACUGUUGAAGGAGCAACUAACCUACAUCCAAGCCCUGGUGUCGUUGGUAUUCGUCCUUGGGAGACGAUUACAUCGAAUAUCGGAGGUAAAACUUUUCGAAUCACCGGCACGCCAUGCAAACACUUCCCCGUCGGCGAAGUAACAGGCUUCAUCCUCGAGACCGAAUCAUUCGGCCUCCACUCGUCCGGCAAGCCGAACGCAAUAUGGUUCUCGGGCGACAUGGUCUACAUCGACGAACUCAAGGAGAUCGGGCAGAAAUGGCACAUCACCGCUGCCCUACUGAAUCUUGGUAAUGCUACUGUCGAGUUCCCCGUCGGCAAGUUCAAGAUCACGAUGGAUGGCAAGGAUGCGGUACGGAUCACGAGGGACAUUGGCGCGGAUGUUAUGAUUCCUGUGCAUUUUGAGGGGUGGGAGCAUUUCACUGAGGGGAGGGAGGAGUUGAAGAAGGGUUUCGAAGAAGACGGGUUUGAGGAGAGGGUUUGCUGGACGACUCCUGUUGUGCCCAAGGAAGUGUAUUAG